This is a messenger RNA of Botrytis cinerea B05.10, 2668 nucleotides long. RefSeq lists its product as hypothetical. The record is from RefSeq and is a predicted model, not a curated record. Lineage: Eukaryota; Fungi; Ascomycota; Leotiomycetes; Helotiales; Sclerotiniaceae. The coding region runs from base 824 to 2296 and encodes 490 amino acids. The transcript has a single exon.
GUUCACUCUCGGCGGCCUGGGAUUCUUACAAUUCAAAUGUGCGCUACGUAUUAUGGUGAAGUAUGAGUAUUGAUAUCGCUUUCUUCUUAUUACUGUCUUUAUAUCUUUGUCCUUCCAAUACCUAUAUCACCUCCUUCCAAUAUACCAUCUCUGUUCGAUGUGCCAUAUCGGUUUGAUAUGCCACCUCCUUCUGAUAUAUCAGCUUUUUCAAUACCAUUACAAUAGAUAUUCCAGACAGGCGCCAUAGUAUCAAUAUUACAUCUUAUCAUAAUGAUGCGAUGCGGUCUGGUCCAAUUUUCACCUUCUAUACAUCUCCCAAAGCCGCAAUUCUUUUUUGACCUUCCAGUUUAUCCUUCACCUUCAGACCGGACUCAAUACAAUCUAUCUAGUCUGUCUCGAAAGUCUUUAUUGUUCUAUUGUCUCUGCUCAAUUCGUCUCGCCGGCAAAAGUCCUACUGGCAAAAUUUUCCUAUUGUACUUGUAAGGUUAAUUCACUCCUGAAAACAACAAUCAGUAGCGAGAAAAUUCUGUUGUCGUUGCAGAACGUUUUUUGGGUCAAUCAAAAUCUUCCUAUUGUCAUAAUUCUCGCUACGAUCAUGGCGGACACAUUGUUGAGAAUGUCAAUAAGAACAAUAGAGUCAAUAGACCUUCUAUUGUCUGGAGAUAGCUUCAAACUCAUCGUGUACUUGGUAGGAUUCUAUCUAUAUCUUUCUCUCCAUGUAUGAUUCGAGAUCUUUCUAUUGUAGCCGUUCAAACGUACACUUCGAACAUACCAACGUCUAAGUUUCACAGCUCUCAAUUGUAGCCCAUACCCAUUUUUUACCAUGAUGUUUACCAAGCCUACCGAAUUUUCCUUUGCAAAUAUGGACGAGGAUUCCGCAAAGAAAGCACUCUCCGUCAUAGCAUCCUUCUUCUAUAUUCAGGACGGUGGAGUUGAGUGGUUGAACGACAACCUUAGCCAAUUUGGUUGCACAGCUGAUGGUUUAGUUAACGAAGCCUUGGUUGAUCCGGAGCUAACACAACACCAAGUCUGUCAAGAUCUCCAUCACGCAUAUCGUCUUCAUAUCAACCCAGAUGACGAAGAUGCUGCUGCAUACGCGAUGCCAGCUUCUACCACCGGUGGCAAAGGCAAGAGUGCGCAUCCGUUCAAUAAACCCUUUGCUUAUGCAGCAAUACAUCCCCAAGUCCUCGUAGAGCAAGCGUUUAAUGUUAGACUUGCAAGAAUUGACGAAGUGCCCGUCGAAGAACAAUCCCUUGGAGAGGUCACCGAGCUGGAAGCUUCUCAUCAAGAAUUUUCUGUUACCGAUCAACUUGUCAAUCAGUUUGAGUACGAAUCUUCGGUCGCCGACUACUCUGAAUACCAAUCCGAGCCAGAGGACCUUGCUAGAGACGUCUCCGAUAUUGUCGACGACGACGACUCUGACGAUGAAGAUUAUGUCGAGAAGUCAGUUACCAACUUCGACGAACUUACCUAUGAGCAACAACUCGCUCUUACCAUCGAAGCCUCUUUAAAGGAGAACGCGCCGCAGAAGCACAACGGCGAAUCUUCUGGUAUCAACAAUCAAUUUACACCGCCAGCUUCUCAGCAAAAGGAAACUGCACCAGCAAGCUGUUCUGGCGGAAAAACAGUCUUAUCUCCAGCCCACUCUUCAAGUGGAAAACAUAUCUUGCCCGCAUCACCACAUACUACCCCGUGCCCAUCUUCUCUUAACCAAAAGCGAGAACAUGACGAUGACGAAUCUCUUGAUAAUAAAGAUUAUACCAAGUCUAUCCUUCGCCCGAUCAAAAGGCUCAAGAAGUCUGUCACCAAAUCAUCUGUUCACACACCAGUUUCUUCGUCUACCUCAGUUACUACUGCUCCAAGUUCUUCUUCCUCAGCCGCUGCAUCUGCCCCCCCCCCUUCUCCGAGCUCUCGCAAAGCAUCCUCAAAACUGCGCAAAAGUGGUCCUACCAAUCAACCCCGUCGCUCUGCCUGGACCGACGACGAAACAUUCAAGCUCUACAAAUGUCUUGUCAAGCGUCGGGAGGUCGAAGCUAAGCUCCCCGAUCUCGUCAAACUCUAUGAUGCUCCUCUCUGGAACCACAUCUCUGAAGAACUUGCUUCUGUACAUGGCAUUCAUCGAGCACCUGGUGGUUGCAAAUCUAAUUGGAAUCGAAACGGACGCGAGUUCUACGACUUUGACGAACGAUCGCUUUUGAAACGCUCGAAGUCUUUGGCUACUAGUGUUCAGGUCCCAAAGAAGAACAGAAAGGGAAAGAAGCCUGCUUCCGUUGAAGAUAUUGAUGAUGAUGAAUAGUUGGUUGUGACUUGGUUCUCGAAUGAGUGUUUUUGCUUUUCUCUGACUCCAUGGGUUUUCAAAGGCUAAUUGGUCAAUUGGUGGUUACUUGAUGGGUUUUUGUUUUGGCUCAUCCUACCUGUUUCAAAGGUGGUUCUUCGAUUACAUGGCGAGUUCCUUGGUUUUUCUUUAGUGUGUUUCUGGAUGAAAUGGCUUUUUAGUAGUCGAUUACAUAUUUGACAGAGGUGAUGGUCUCUUAUCUGUUGAGUCUCGCCAUUGUGGUUGCCAACCCAUUAUUCAUGGUUUGGCUCUAUAUUGUAUAUUUGAAAAAUGUAGCUAAAUAACUUGCUCUCUCGAUCGAUGGAAACGAUUACAUACAAUGGAAUGAUACCA